Messenger RNA from Malania oleifera, 2054 nucleotides. RefSeq names its product AAA-ATPase At3g50940-like. The record is from RefSeq and is a predicted model, not a curated record. NCBI's taxonomy places the organism in Eukaryota, Viridiplantae, Streptophyta, Magnoliopsida, Santalales, Ximeniaceae. Bases 218 to 1717 code for a protein of 499 amino acids. The transcript has 2 exons. Gene Ontology annotation, molecular function: ATP hydrolysis activity; ATP binding.
AUAAACGACGUCGUUUGCAGACACGCCCUGUUACCCUUACGCAGCCCCCCUGGAAGUUUCCUACUACUGGAACUCUCUCUCUCGAGAAAAUCUUUAAACGCCCCCCACAUUUUCUCUCCCAUUCUCAGUAAUCACUGCAUUUUCCCACCCCUAGUUUCUACCAGACCAAACAACCCUCCCCCCGUUCCCUACCCCUCCAUUUUCAAAACCCCACAACAUGCUCCUCCCCACAACCAUCCAAGUGCCGUCGGCCAAAUCCGCCAUCACCACCGCGGCAUCCCUCGCCGCCUCCGCCGUGCUCCUCCGCUCCAUCGCCGGAGACCUCGUCCCCCACGAGAUACAGCACCUCUUCCUCUCCAAGCUCCGCGCCCUCCUCGCCUCCUUCUCCCCGGAGGUCACCCUCGUUAUCGAAGAGUUCCACGGUUUCGGCCUCAAUCACCUCUUCGCCGCCGCCGAGACCUAUCUCGGCACCAAACUCUCCCCCUCCACAUCCACUCAGCGAUUCAGAGCUUCCCUCGCCCCAAACGACCACAACGUCAGCGUCUCAUUGGACCGCAACGACGCAAUCGUCGACAAUUUCAAGGGGAUUCCCCUCAAAUGGCGACUGGUUUCCAAACAGAUCCCCACCAAAUUCGUUAGCAACCCUAGUGAUUACUCCUGCAACGCUUAUUCCGAGAUCCGCUACUUCGAACUGAACUUCCACAAGAAGCACAGAGACACGAUUCUGAACGCCUAUUUGCGGCACAUAACAGAGGAAUCGAAGGCCGCGAAAGAGGAGAAGAAGACUCUGAAGCUAUUCACCCUAAAAUACGAUCGGAUGCGGCCGAGGCGGGGGAGCCCGUGGCAAUCGGUGAAUCUGGACCAUCCGGCGACGUUCGAGACGGUGGCGAUGGAGGCGGAGAUGAAGAGGAAGGUGGUGGAGGAUCUGGAGAGGUUCGUGAGGAGGAAGGAUUACUACAGGAAGGUAGGGAAGGCGUGGAAGAGGGGGUAUAUGCUGUUCGGGCCGCCGGGGACGGGGAAGUCGAGCUUGGUGGCGGCGAUGGCGAACUACCUGAACUUCGAUGUGUAUGAUCUGGAGCUGACGGAUCUCCGUUGCAAUUCCGAUCUGAGGAGGUUGCUGAUUUCGACGGCGAAUCGGUCGAUUCUGGUGGUGGAGGACAUCGAUUGCUCGAUUGAGUUCCAUAAUCGGAGAGAGAAAGAAAAGGAUUUGAAUCCCUUUCGUCGCUCCAAUCGAGGAUCACAGGUGACACUAUCAGGGCUGCUAAAUUUCAUAGACGGGCUGUGGUCGAGCUGCGGCGACGAGCGGAUUAUAGUGUUCACGACGAACCACAAGGAGAAGCUAGACCCGGCUUUGCUGCGCCCGGGCCGCAUGGACGUGCACGUCCACAUGUCCUACUGCACCCCCUCGGACUUCAAAAUGCUGGCCUCCAACUACCUUGGCAUCACAGACCACCCCUCCUUCUCCCACCUCCUGCACCUGAUGCAGACCAAGAAGGUGAGUCCUGCAGAGGUAGGGGAGCAGCUGAUGAAGAGCGAUGACCCCGAAGUUGCUCUCCGGGGCCUGGUUUACUUUCUCGAGGAGAAGAAAGAAAGCGAAGAGUCGAAAGGGGGCGAUGAGAAACCAGGAACGGCAAGAGAGGAAGAAGAGAAGGGUGUGGCGGAGAAAGAAGGGGGGGUGAAUGGUGAAAGAGAGGGUGAAGCAAGAGAAGGAGAGUAAUGAGGGCAGAGCUAGUGAUGGAAAAGCAGAAGAAGAAGAAGAAGAAGAAGAAGAAGAAGAAGUUGUGAAUGAGAGAAGCAAUAGGGGGAGUGGGGGCGUGAGCAGAGGAAGGAGUUGCGGGCUUGGUUUUUUGGGGGAAGGAACCAUAAGCAUUGUGGGCAAUGGGAUGGAUGGCUUCAAUCCUGGUUCUGUAAUAUAAAAAUAAAACCGAGAAGAUAAUGGCACAGAACUUUUGGACGGGGUUUUUUAGGGUUUUUGGUUUUUCAGUACUUAAAUCAAAUUUGAGGUGUUUUAAAGGUUAAAAAAUAAAUAAAAAGGAGGAAGAUGCAUUCAGGCU